AUGUCAAUUCCUAUAACUCAGUAUGGAUUUUUAUACAAUCAAUCAAAAGGUUUACAAUUAAAAAAUAAUUUACCGGUUCCAAAGCCAUCGGAAAACGAAGUUUUGUUGAAAAUUGAUGCUGUUGGAUUAUGCCACUCCGAUUUACAUAUUAUUUAUGAUGAGAUCCCAUGUGGUGAUAAUUAUGUUAUGGGUCAUGAAAUUGCUGGUACUAUUGUUUUAAUUGGUGCGAAAGUUUCUGAUUUCAAAGUUGGUGAUAGAGUAGCAUUAGCAGGUGCGAACGGAUGUGGACUUUGUGAAAAUUGUCGUACUGGAUUUGACAACAUCUGCGAGUCAUCUUUUAUUAAUUGGUUUGGUUUAGGAAUUGAUGGUGGUUAUCAACAAUAUUUAUUAAUUAAAAGAAUACGUAAUUUGAUUAGAAUUCCUGAUAAUGUUACAUCAGAGGCUGCUGCUGCCUUAACCGAUGCUGCAUUAACACCUUAUCAUGCUACUUUACGUGCAAACAUUGGACCAACUUCAAAUUGUUUGAUCAUUGGUGCCGGUGGUUUAGGACUUAACGCUAUUCAAAUAGUAAAAUGCUUUGGAGCAAAAGUUACAGUACUAGAUACUAAGGAAAAAGCAAGAGUGUUAGCUAAAAAAAAUGGUGCUGAUUAUGUUUAUGAUACUUUACCCUCCGAAAUAAAACCAGGAACCUUCAAUAUUUGUAUUGAUUUUGUAUCGAAACAAUCAACUUUUGAUUUAUGUCAAAUUUAUUGUCAAUCAAGAGGUUCAAUAUUACCUAUUGGUUUAGGAUCCACAAAAUUAGAAUUAGAUUUGGGAAACUUAGCAUUAAGAGAAAUUAGUAUCUUGGGUUCAUUUUGGGGAUCUUCAAAUGAUUUGAAAGACGUUUUACAACUAGCAAGUGAAGGAAGACUUAAUCCACAUGUAUCAACAGCUAGCUUAAAAGAGUUGCCAAAGUAUAUUGAGAAAUUGAAAGAAGGUUCUUAUGAAGGAAGAUAUGUAUUUAUACCAUAA
Molecule: messenger RNA, 1011 nt
Organism: Insectozyma verbasci
Lineage: Eukaryota; Fungi; Ascomycota; Pichiomycetes; Serinales; Debaryomycetaceae
Source: the annotation of a GenBank genome assembly